Messenger RNA from Paramormyrops kingsleyae, 2754 nucleotides. It is a transcript of the gene cdip1, whose product is annotated as cell death-inducing p53 target 1. Gene Ontology annotation, cellular component: nucleus; cytoplasmic side of late endosome membrane; cytoplasmic side of lysosomal membrane. Gene Ontology annotation, molecular function: zinc ion binding. Gene Ontology annotation, biological process: intrinsic apoptotic signaling pathway in response to DNA damage by p53 class mediator. Lineage: Eukaryota; Metazoa; Chordata; Actinopteri; Osteoglossiformes; Mormyridae. The record is from RefSeq and is a predicted model, not a curated record.
CUAGAUUUAAAAAAGAAAUCUAUUUGGGUUUGCUGUGUAUGCCGCCUGUCUACCUGGAUGUUUUACUUAACGGGCUGCAUAUUAAUUGUAGCAAACUGGCCGUGCUGGCUGAGAAACGAUGCUAAUUCUUUGAUAAUAUUACAUUUAUCUGUUCAGUGGUAACAUUUCAUUUGUGCGAUUUAACAGCCAUGUAGGUCGCUGCGGCUUACAUAAGCAGACGCCGGGUUGUUUACAGUGGCAUACGGGAGCACCCCGCUUUUUAUUUGAAAAACAGGCGCACAUUUCGGUAAAUGUUGGAGUAUAUACGACAUUUUUUAUGUGUUACGGGCACAAUCCAGCGUCUGUCUGGGGACGAACUGCUUGCACAGCAGGACACGCCAAGCCCGAGAUUGAGCGUCCCUUUGCGGGCUGGAUAAGAGAGCGGGCGUACUCGGGAGCGAUCGCCUCCGAUGAUGUGGCUGCUUGCUGGUGUAUUUAUAAACAUGCACCUUAUUUUUGAAGUAACGAAGAAAUAUGGCACCCGGGAACGAGAAAAAGAUGGAUUUACCGGACAGCUGAUCCCCUUCUCACAGUCAUUUUGGGAUGAUGUAUUAUGCAGAAGGCGAUGGGAUAAGCUGCCCAGUGCUCUGUAGAUCGGCAUGAAGGGAAGAUCAUCAGGAAAGUGGAACAAACCACAUAGGCAGCCCGAUAUAGGAGAGAGCUGACCUUUCACAUCCACCAGAACUUCACUCGGUGCAAAAACAUUAUAACUGAUCUGCCCACUAAUCGAGAUUUUAGUUUAGGUUACACAGGCAUGUAACAUUAAUGUACGCAAUAUCUUGUGUGCUGGAUGUUUGGGGUUUUAGUAUAUUCAUAUAUUUUAUAGAUAUAUAAUGUGAAUAUAAGAAAUGUAUGCUUGACGUUUAUGCUUUUAAUAUAGGUAUACAUUUUACAGGUAGGCCUAUUUAAUGUAAAUAUAGAUAAUAUUUUUCUGAUGAGUGCUUGGUAUUGUGUCGAGGAUUUUUUUUUUCUUCUGGAUAAUACUUAACUAAAACGUACUGAUUAUGCAAACUGGCGUAUAUAAAUUGCCCAUAGUGUGUGUGUCUGUGUGCCCUGUGACGGACUGGCACCCUACACAGGCUGCACCCCUGUUCGGUGUGGGAUAGGCUCCAGGAUCCCCCACGACGCUGUUCCGGAUAAGCGCCUGGAUGAUGGAUGGAUUACGCCAGAAACAAGGCCAACUGGAAGUUUCCCAGCGUUCUGCCCUACUGAUCCAGGAAGGAUGUCCAACGACCCCCCCCCUCCGUACCCCGGGGGUCCCAGCGCCCCCCUCAUCGAGGAGAAGAACGGCCAGCCGGCCGUCACAGCCACCGCCCCAGUGAUGACGGGACCUCCACAGGGACCACCACUCCCUCCAGAGUAUGGACCCCCACCCUACGAGCCCAGUGCCCACAUGGGCUUUGUGCCCCCGCAUGUUCCAGGGGAGGGACCCCCCAUGCCCAUGCCCAUGCCACACCCCUACGUGGGACAGCCCACCCCUGGUCGCUACCCUGCCCAGCCAGGCCGGCCCACCACAGUGCUGUCCCCCCUGGGAGCCACCACCAUGGUGACGGUGCUGCAGGGCGAGAUGUUCCAGUCGGCACCAGUGCAGACAGUGUGUCCACACUGCCAGCAGACCAUCAUCACAUCCAUCUCCUACGAGAUUGGCCUCUUGAACACACUUUUCUGCCUCUUCUGCUGCUUUGUGGGGUGCGACUUCGGCUGCUGUCUGCUCCCUUGCCUGAUCAACGACCUCAAAGAUGUGACGCAUACCUGUCCCUACUGCAAGGGCUACAUCUACACAUACAAGCGCAUGUGCUAACGAGGGCACGUUAGCCUGUCACCCAGCAGCCGCCCCCCCCUCGCUCUGCCCGCUGCCGUAGGCUCUAAUGGAUGCACGUUUCCCCCAUUGAACCAUGUCCAUACUCACACGCUCCUGUACUGGGACCGCUGCGUCUGGUAUUCUGUGAGAAUGAGAGUGACCCCUUUAAGGUGGUGUGCAAAAGAGGCGGAGCUGAAGUCAGAUCACGCAGCUGGUUUUACGUCGAUAUUCUCAGAUCGCACAGCUGGUCUUUCGUUGAUAUUCUCAGAUCGUACAGCUGGUCUUUCGUUGAUAUUCUCAGAUCGUACAGCUGGUCUUUGAUAUUCUCAGAUUGCACAGCUGGUCUUUCGUUGAUAUUCUCUGAUCACACAGCUGGUCUUGCGUCGAUAUUCUCAGAUUGUACAGCUGGUAUUUUUUUCGUCGAUAUUCUGUAUGAAAGCUGUGGUAGUGAAGUGAGGUGGAGACCAUGAAUAUGAUAGUAGGUAGGUACCCCUGGAGAGUUUAGCAUCACAGACCGAACCAAAGUCUGAGGCAGCGCCAGUGAAAGUUUGAUGGACAUUUAUUUAAAACAUGACUUUAAGUUAUUUUAACAGAUGGGAGUCUAAGCAAGCAGGGCCUGGGUUCUGUCUGAGGGACCUGCUUUGCCCCCGUUCACCACGCCCUACGUGCCCUACAGGUGCCACUAAGACCUGCUCAUUUUGGGUCAGGAUUCACUGACAUACAGCUGUCAUUGUUAAAAAGGGCAGAAAUUCAGAUUACCCAGAAAAUCCCUUUUCCACAGUAUGCAAAAGAAUGUUACACUUCUACGAGUCCCCAUACCUGCAUCCUCUGCUGAUGUCUGUGGUGAUGUUCGUUAUGUGACUUUUAAUUCAAGAGCAUAUUUGGGAAGCUGGUAAAUAAAACAUUCAAACAUU